This is a messenger RNA of Taeniopygia guttata (zebra finch), 2729 nucleotides long. The record is from RefSeq and is a predicted model, not a curated record. NCBI's taxonomy places the organism in Eukaryota, Metazoa, Chordata, Aves, Passeriformes, Estrildidae.
UGCCAGCCUGCAGCAUCCCUGCCACCCUGCAGCAUCCCUGCCGUCCUGCCGCCCCGCUCCUCCCCGCCGCAGCUCCGGCAGCAGCCCGGGACCAGCCGCCUCUCCUGCUGCCCGCCACAGCCCGGGCACGGCCGUGCCCCGCCUCAGCACCUGCCACCCGGCAGGGGAAUGCCAUGGGACACCUGGGCAGCCCCCAGCCACCCUCCGACAGCACGGCAGCGAUUUUGAAGAAUUCCAUUUUCUUUUUCAGCGCCUUUGCUGUUCAUUGUUGCCUGGCUUUUUGAGAGCAUGAGUUCUGGUCGUUAGGGGUGCUGCCACCUGAAUAUUUCUUCAUCAGAUGCCACAGAAGAGAGUCUAGGAAAACAAAGAAACUUGUGAUGUGGAGCUGACAGUUCUGGUUUCAGCUUGCAGAAUCAGAGAGAAAGCAAAGGAAAAAAAUGCCCAGGACAAUGCCGGUAACUCCUGGUAAUUUGUCACUCAACGGGACGAGCUUCUUGGCUGACAAUCACAGCACCAUGGACAAGCCCAGCGAGCAGAGAACUUGGAAUGUCUUUCUGUUCUGCUCGACUUUUGCCAUUGCACUCCCAGCCCUUCUGGGCAGCAUUUAUGCACUCGUUUCCCUGCUGAAGCUGCAGAAUAAAACCACGGUUUCGAUGAUUGUCACCUCCCUGGCAGCAGACGAUCUGAUCAGCAUCGUGCCAGUGAUUAUUUUCAUGCUCAUGCAGUGGUCGAGCGAAGUCCUCCCCCAGCCUCUGUGCACCACCUCAGCGUUUAUGUAUUUAUUCCAGGGCAUUUCUAGCAACCUGAAAGGCUCUCUUAUAGUUUCUUACAACUUCUACACUCUGCACACGGCCGGGACGCGGAGCCGCAGCUCCCCGGAGCGCCGUGGGAGUGUGGCGUGGGCCAUCCUCAGCAUCUGGACUGUCAGCGGGCUGCUGUGCGCUUUGCCUCUGUGCGGCUGGGGCAGCUACACCCGCACGUCCUGGGGCUGCUUUGCCGACCGGGGCAGCUCGCAGGUGCUGCUGCUGCUGGCUGUGUACUCGCUGUGCCUCUCGCUGCCGGCAGCGCUGGCUGCUCCCCUGACCCUGCGGCUGCUGUGCUCGGGAGAGCCGCGGCCCCCCUGCCCCGGGACCUCGGGGGGCUCGGGGGGCUCCGCCCGCCCCGGGACCCCGCGGGGCUGCGCCGCUGCCGCCCCUCCGCCGCCACCGCCCGAGCCCGGGGAUAAAACCCCGGAGCCUUUCCAAAACUCACAGGUGGAUUUUGGGGAGGGUGUGGCGGAGAGCAGCGCACAGAGCAGGAGCUUCACGGUGGGCUUUGCCCAGAAACGAUUCUCGCUGGUCCUGGCACUGACCAAAGUCCUUCUCUGGCUGCCAAUGAUGACACAGCUGGCUGUCCAGUACAUGACUGGGCUGCAGAGCCUUUCUUUUGAGACACUGAGCUUCCUGCUGACGGCGCUGGCUGCCACAGUCACCCCGCUGUUUGUCCUGUCACAGCACUGGCUGCACCUGCCCUGCGGCUGCAUCAUCAACUGCAGGAGGAGCUCCUCUGCAGGGUCUCCACAAGAUGCCAAAACCAAGCGCAGCGGUUUGGAGUUCAACCUGUCGUUCCAGGAGGGCUGUGGGAUCUACAGGAUAUCCCUGGCGAGCCCUGCCUGCGGGCAGCCUGGCAGAGGCAGUGCCAGCCCCGGGGCGCCAGGGCAGGGCUGGCAGGGCACCGCUGCUGCCAGCCCAGGGCCGUGCCAGGGCCAGCAGGGCUCCCAGCCCUCGGCGUGCCCUGCGGGAGCAGCGUGGGGACUGUCCCACCAGCACGGCCACCCGCCCGCCCUCUCGGACUGGGACUGGUGCCGCAGCAAAUCCGAGAGGAACCCCCGGCAGCGCACGGCUGGGGCCCUGGCCAUGCCUCUCUGCGCCUUCCAGGGCACCGUGUCCCUGCAGGCCCCCACCGGCAAAACGCUCUCCUUGUCCACCUACGAGGUGAGCUCCGAGGGGCAGAAGAUAACCCCGGCGGCCAAGAAGAUGGAGGUGUACCGCUCCAAAAGCGUCGGGCACGAGCCCAGCGCGGCCGAGCCUCGGGCCACGCUCGCCGACACGAGCGUGAAGAUUCACCUGGAGGUGCUGGAGAUCUGCGCCAACGAGGAGGCCCUGGACACCGUGUCCAUCGUCAGCAGCAUCAGCCAGUCCUCGGCGCAGGCACGCUCGCCCUCGCUGCGCUUCUCGCGCAAGGAGAACCGCUUUGUGAGCUGCGAGCUGGGCGACAGCGCCUCGUACUCGCUGCGCAUCCCCUCGCCCAGCCCCGGCUGCGGCCUCAGCAUCUCCAUCCCCGACACCGUGGAGGCUCACCGGCGCAACAGCCAGCAGCAGCGCUGGGCCGGGGCUGGGCACCAGGAGGAGAUCCAGCUGCUGAACAAAGCCUACCGCCAGCGCCAGGAGCCGGGCAGCAGCUAGAACAGGCCUUCCAGCUCCACGCUGCUGCUGCUGCUGCUCUGCCAGACAGCGCUGCCCGCGCCCCCGGGACCCAGCAAAUACAGCAUCAGCUGGUUCUUUGCCUAGCGUGCAGAUUUUAUUUAGGUGCACUUUGAAUCAGUUCAAACUGUUAGUGCUGUAUCAAGGGGAUAACAAAUACUCAAGUGCUUUACAGCUUUCUAUGGUGGAUUUUAAGUUAUUUAUAUACCUAUUUAUUUGAGGCACACAUGUGUCUAAAGGGAAUCCUAAAUAAAAUCUUAAACCCCA